Messenger RNA from Caenorhabditis remanei, 798 nucleotides. RefSeq lists its product as uncharacterized. Gene Ontology annotation, molecular function: RNA polymerase II cis-regulatory region sequence-specific DNA binding; DNA-binding transcription factor activity, RNA polymerase II-specific. Gene Ontology annotation, cellular component: nucleus. The record is from RefSeq and is a predicted model, not a curated record. The transcript has 3 exons. NCBI's taxonomy places the organism in Eukaryota, Metazoa, Nematoda, Chromadorea, Rhabditida, Rhabditidae. Gene Ontology annotation, biological process: cell fate specification; positive regulation of DNA-templated transcription; regulation of transcription by RNA polymerase II. Bases 1 to 798 code for a protein of 265 amino acids.
AUGUCAUACAAAACAGGCCAGUGGGUUGAAUCGGAAAUUGCCAUCUCGGAUCCAAUACGAAGAAUCAACAACAUAAUUAAUUUGGGGACGCGACUGGGGAAAUAUUGGAUGAAUGAACCGAUUACUCUCGAUUUCAAAGUGACAAACAAGGAAUGGAAUUGUCACGAUAAUUUGAUCUUUCUCAAAAGUUAUGUCAAAUAUGAGCCAAUUCUAAUCAUUACCAAAGUUCCACGAAAUCAAAUCGGAUCGACAUUACCAGAUGAUAGAAGUGAAUUCAAGUUCAGUUGUUUGCAGUUCAUAGCCACCACAAGAUAUAAUAAUAAAGAACUAGCCGAAGUCAAGUCAUCUAUCAACAAGUAUUCAUCUAUCCAUUCCAAAAAAGGGAAGAAGAUAUUGACUGAAGCAAAGAAGACAUCUGAAACAAGCAAUUCUGAUUAUCGAUUAAACUCUGAAACUGAAAACUCUCCAGCCUCUUCAAAUCAAUUUGGAAAUGCCUUCUCAUCUGCAAUCCCACCUCCAAGUCAUCCCAUUCCGUUGACUGGUUUCAAUGCAAAUCCUUCAGGAAAUUAUCCAUCUUCUACUCAUAUCUCUCAACGAGUAUCUGGAAACGAGCAGCAAGGCAAUCCACUUAUCCCAAACAACUGGAUUCCCCAAAUGCUUCCGUACAAUAACUAUCCAUAUCCGAUGUUUCUACCAACAUUUUAUACUCCAGCUUACCUUCAGAAUAUGUACAAUCAACAGGUACAACCUCAGGGAAAUACUCCAUUCCCAUACCCACAUUAUCCCAGUUCUCAGUAA